CCUAUCUUUUCCUAUCUACCGCUUUGGACAAGGUGCUGGUCUGUUCGAAAGGCUUUAUUCCCAUUCUGUGUUGAGAAUUUGCUGGUAUAAAAUUUCAGCAAACCAUUCUCUAGGGAAUCCGUUCAAGCCAUGGCCAUCUGGACAUCUGUAUGGAUCAGGGGAUACCAAGGCUUUGUCGGGCCAGACGCUCUCUCUGAUAGCCAUAUAUCCGGAGAGUAGAACUUCUGCAGUAUCUCCAGGACGAUGGAUUUGUUUGAUUUUUACCCCGUCUGGUCACAUUGCUCCGAUGAAUGUCAAGAGGAUUCUUACCGAACCCCUAUUCGAGUUGCCUUUGGCGCUAUGCCUAUUCGCCUCCUUCACACUGAGAGACGUUGUCACCGACUGGGAAGAAUUACUGCAAUACAUGGAAAGUCUUGUGUCAGUUCACAAAGUCAUUGUCAAUCCCGAAGAGCAUGAUCGACUUCUUUUUGAUGACGAGAGGUUCUCUCGAUCAAGACUGUACUUCUGGAUGCUCAGCAGUUUGGCAACAUUCGUCCAUAUGAUGGAAGACACCAAACUAAACUGCGAGCGACUCCAGGAAUAUGUUCGAGAGCAAUACCCUGAUACGACUAAUUUCUCGAUGAUGGAGAGUGAUGCCUUGGAAGCCAUAGGCCCUCACAUAGCCAGAUUGGACCAAGUGACGAGGCGAGCAAAGACACUUCAACAAAGGGUUGUCGCAUUCCGCGAUGGGCUCUUCAAUGCUAGCUCAGUGCUUGAGAGCCGAGCAGCAAAUCGCUUGAGUGAGAACGUGAAGCUGCUCACGUAUGUGAGCAUCUUCUAUCUGCCUCUGGGCUUUUGUGCAUCCCUGUGGUCCACAACCGAUACAUUUAGCUGGAACGGUCUCAAAUUUGCCAUGGUUUUGACUGCCGUAAUCACAUAUCUCGUCACCUUCAACCUCAACCAGCUCGUGAAAUUGUCGCGAAGCAUAUACGACGUCGGAAGGAAAAAAGUCGUCAAAAGUAUGACUGAGUCUGACAAUGAUGACUGGCAAAAGAGAGCCGCCAGGUUCGGACAAUUUCAACCACCUCCUUUAAAACCACAACCGUCAGAAUGGCUUUUACUUUGGUAUCUAUCUGAGGCUAUCUUUGCCCCAAUCUGGACAGCAGUGUCAAGACUCUGUCGAGCAAUAUUUUCGUCCUCAGAUACUGCAUCGAGCGUACCACAUGAGAGUUUAGCACCAAGCCACUGUGGAAGUGGGCCACAGGAAGUCAAAGAAGAAAGCAUUACAGAAAAUGUCACCGCUGAAGCGCUCCCUGCAGAGGAUGACGCAAAGCCCGAAAACAUGACGGAAGAUGCGAAACAUUCAGCCAUCGAUCACCAAACUUCUGAUGCGGACCCGACACCAGAGUUUCAAGCAACCUCGGGAGCAUCUGAACAGGACAAGAACGCUGGUAGCAUCCAUACGUCAACAGCAUCCGGAAAUCUAGCCCCAACACCAGUCGUGGGCUCCAUGUCACACCCAUCAAAUACGAACCUUCCGAUACCCGGUCUGUUACGUAGACAUUCCAGGAAAGCACCAGAUCUAGAAGCAGGCGCCGGAGCCACUGAUGAGUGCGAGAGAGAUUGAGAGAGAGAUCGCGAGGGAGAGAGGCUGGGAAAGCGAACAUGAAUAAGAGACGCAAGGCGAAAAUUGAUUGGGUUAGUGAUACAGAAAGGAUAAAUGAGGAUGAUUUUAGUUUCCUGAACCGGACUCCAGCAGGUGCAACAAGAACAAAAGAAAUUGCCUGACAACAAGUAUAGCACAUCC
Messenger RNA from Aureobasidium pullulans EXF-150, 1786 nucleotides. RefSeq lists its product as uncharacterized. The transcript is spliced from 4 exons. The record is from RefSeq and is a predicted model, not a curated record. Lineage: Eukaryota; Fungi; Ascomycota; Dothideomycetes; Dothideales; Saccotheciaceae. Bases 287 to 1606 code for a protein of 439 amino acids.